CCGGUUGCCCACCCAUAGUUAUUUUGGAGGUUUUGCCAGCAAUUUCCUAAAACCCUAAUUCGCCGCAACUCAGCUCCUUCUUUUCUUCCUCUUGAAUUUAUUUCAGCAGUCGGUUUAAAAUCUUCUCUCUGUUAUACUUGUACUUGUGCUUCACUUUGUUGAAAUUUGUAGAAUUGGUUAAGGAUGGCAGAAGAGGAGUCAAAGCCGAUGGCAUUUAUAUCAGAGAUUGUACUAAAGAAAAGGAAACAUAAAGAAGAAUCAUUAGCAUUAACAAGAAAAACCCAGUUGGAAUCUGGCAAAUCUCGAGGGCAGAAAAGAAAAUUUGACGAUAUCAAAAGGCCUGAGCAAUUUAUCAAGGACUUCAGAGACAAGGAAUUGGACUUCAUUCAAAUGAAACAGAGGGCAAAGAAGCCAAAAUCAGCAUCUCUGACACCAAAAUCGAAGCUUAUGUUCAUUGUUCGCAUACCAGGCAAAAAUGCUAUGCAUCCAAGAACAAGAAAGAUUCUAUACAACCUGAAAUUACUGAGAAAUUUUCAUGGUGUUUUCGUAAAGGCAAGUGCUGGAUUAUUAGAAAAGUUGCAAAGGGUGGAGCCAUAUGUUACAUUUGGAUAUCCAAACCUUAAGAAUGUGACUGAGCUAAUUCGCAAGAAGGGUUAUGGAAUGCUAAACAAUCAGAGAGUUCCUCUGAUAGACAACAACAUUGUUGAACAGGCACUAGGGAAGUUUGGCAUCUUAUGUUUAGAAGACAUCAUACAUGAAAUUGCUAAUGUUGGUCCACAUUUCAAGGAUGUCAAUAGUUUUUUGGGGCCAUUUGCUCUCAGCAAACCAAAGGGAGGAUUGCAAGGGAAGAAAGCCUUAUUCAAGGAUGGAGGAGACACUGGAAAUCGUGAGGACAAAAUAAAUGAUUUGAUUGAUAAGAUGAACUAAUGUUGAGAAAUGAAAUCUCUGAUGCCAAGCAAGCGAAGUAUACCUAACAUGUUGUCGAGGGAUGUAUAACAGUUUUAAGAUACUGCGAGUUGGAUUUUGCUUCCAGUAUAAUUAAUCAAGUUCUUUUUUGGUUUA
This is a messenger RNA of Ricinus communis (castor bean), 1062 nucleotides long. Its product is annotated as 60S ribosomal protein L7-1. The transcript has 6 exons. The coding region runs from base 184 to 927 and encodes 247 amino acids. Gene Ontology annotation, molecular function: RNA binding; structural constituent of ribosome. Gene Ontology annotation, cellular component: cytosolic large ribosomal subunit. The record is from RefSeq and is a predicted model, not a curated record. NCBI's taxonomy places the organism in Eukaryota, Viridiplantae, Streptophyta, Magnoliopsida, Malpighiales, Euphorbiaceae. Gene Ontology annotation, biological process: maturation of LSU-rRNA from tricistronic rRNA transcript (SSU-rRNA, 5.8S rRNA, LSU-rRNA).